Zophobas morio is the source of this 1835-nucleotide messenger RNA. It is a transcript of the gene Zw, whose product is annotated as glucose-6-phosphate 1-dehydrogenase. The transcript has 9 exons. Gene Ontology annotation, biological process: glucose metabolic process; pentose-phosphate shunt, oxidative branch. Bases 133 to 1704 code for a protein of 523 amino acids. The record is from RefSeq and is a predicted model, not a curated record. Gene Ontology annotation, cellular component: cytosol. Gene Ontology annotation, molecular function: NADP binding; glucose-6-phosphate dehydrogenase activity. NCBI's taxonomy places the organism in Eukaryota, Metazoa, Arthropoda, Insecta, Coleoptera, Tenebrionidae.
GUCGCCAUAUAUUUCCUACCUGCAUAUUCAAACGCAUCAAACAACUUGUUUCGUAUAGUUGGGCCAAAAUUUUUCGUUGUUUCGUCCCGAAAAGUGUUCGUUUUGUCGUAGUACUGUGUUAAAUAUUUUACAAUGACCACCACAACACCAAAACAUGGAGCAAAUUCGGAGGUGUGUUUGGCCCUGUACCGAAAAUCACUCAAGUCCAAAGAAAUGGACCACGAUGGGACCCAUUUCGAUGGACAGUAUCCGCACGUCUUUGUGACCCUUGGAGCAUCAGGUGAUUUAGCUAGGAAAAAGAUCUACCCGACGUUGUGGUGGCUAUACAGGGACAACCUCCUCCCUGCUAAUACCGUUUUCUAUGGAUACGCCAGAAGCAAAACCUCCAUUGAAGAAAUCAAAGAAAAAUGCAAACCCUACAUGAAGGUUAGGGCCAAUGAAGAAGAGCGCUUUGAGAAGUUCUGGACCGUAAACUACUACGUUUCUGGCACGUACGAUUCCAGAACGGAUUUUGAGAAACUAAAUCAAGAACUUUGCAUUUUUGAGAAGGGCCCUACAGCAAACAGACUAUUCUACCUAGCCCUUCCACCCUCAGUAUUCGAGCCUGUGACGGUCCACAUAAGAAACUCGUGCAUGGCUCCAAAAGGAUGGACCAGAAUCAUUAUAGAAAAACCUUUCGGCCGCGAUUCGGCUUCUUCGCAAAAACUUUCCGAUCAUUUAGCCUCCCUAUUCACGGAACAGCAAAUUUACAGAAUCGACCAUUACCUAGGGAAGGAAAUGGUGCAAAAUCUCAUGACUUUGAGGUUCGGUAACCGCAUUUUCAACCCAACGUGGAACCGCGACAACAUCGCCUCUAUCCAGAUCAGCUUCAAAGAGCCGUUUGGUACUCAAGGCCGCGGGGGGUACUUCGAUGAGUUUGGUAUUAUACGGGAUAUUAUGCAGAAUCAUCUUCUCCAAAUUCUCACUCUUGUUGCUAUGGAGAAACCUGCGUCCGUCCAUCCUGACGAUAUCCGAAACGAGAAAGUCAAAGUUUUGAGGUGCAUUAGAGCGAUCGAACGCAAAGAUGUGGUUUUGGGGCAAUAUAUAGGUAAUCCGGACGGCGAGGAAGAGGCGAAGUUGGGGUACUUGGAUGAUCCGACGGUGCCUGAAGGGUCCGUGACUCCCACGUACGCUUUGGCGGCUCUUCAUAUCAAUAACGAGAGGUGGGAUGGAGUGCCUUUCAUCCUAAAGUGUGGCAAGGCACUAAACGAACGCAAGGCUGAGGUCCGUAUUCAGUUCAAGGACGUUCCUGGAGAUAUCUUCGACGGUAAGCCGAAACGGAACGAGCUGGUUAUCAGAGUGCAACCAGGUGAGGCUCUGUAUGUGAAGUUGAUGGUGAAAACACCAGGUAUGGCGUUCGAUAUGGAAGAAACAGAACUAGAUCUUACGUAUGGACACAGAUACUCUAGUGUUAAGUUACCUGACGCGUACGAGAGGUUAAUUUUGGACGUGUUUUGCGGUUCGCAAAUGCAUUUUGUCCGUUCGGACGAGUUGAGCGAAGCUUGGAGGAUCUUCACGCCAUUAUUGCACCAAAUCGAAAACGAGAAGGUCAAACCAAUUCCCUAUGCGUACGGAAGUCGUGGACCAAAAGAAGCCGACGAAAUGUUGAUAAACAACAAUUUUACAUACACAGGUACAUACACUUGGCCUGCCCCGAAAAUGUGAUUCCAGGACGUCACUAUUUUAAUUACAUUCCAUAAUGUAUGACGGUUGAGGCAAAAUUUUUAUAUUUUUACAAUUUGUAAAAUUUUAAUUUAACGUAACUUAUGUGACAAUAAAAAUGGAAAUUUUUAGUA